AUGAAAUUACAGCUGUAUACACCAUCUACUCUUUCUCUCUCAGCCUCACUUGUUUACCCAUCUUCAUCGUCCCCUCCGCCUCCGCCAACUGUGGCUCCAGCACCCCUCAUCGUCUCGUCCUCCCCUGCUGGCGCCAACAGUUGCUUCGCCGUGGGCCACCUCCCUUGCGGCUCCAGCACCCCUGCGGGCGCUACAAACGUGCGCCGCCUCGUGGAGGUGCUUCGCCUCCCCACCCGCUGCGGCAACCACAUCGCUGCCCUCCACGUCCGCAACCCCCUCGCCGCCUCCACCCUCCUCUACUCCCACGGCAACGCCGCCGACCUCGGCCACAUGUACGACCUCUUCCUCGAGCUCAGCAUCCACCUCCGGCGUCAACGUCCUCGGGUAUGCCAACAAACCCCCGCACCCCACUACUUUAUCUCUUUCAAAAAAAAAGGGUUUGCCCUAACUUCUCACCGCUGCGGCCCUGCUUCCGACCCCUCCUCCUCCCUCUCUUCCCUUUCGGCAGCUCGCCGAACGCCAUCGGAAGCCCUACUCUUCAGAAAUCGAAGAUCAAAGAUCGGGUUUUUCACUUUUCAGAAAUCAAAACCCUCCUCGUCGCCUCUUCCUCUUCCUCUUCCGCUUCCGCUAUCUAACGAUAGAUCAGUAAUCGGGUGGUUCUUUACAAACCAGACUUUUGGUGUCUAUUGUCUUACAAUUGAAGUUUACCAUGCAAGGAAUGCACAGUUGGGCCAUUUCCAAUUUCGAAAAAGAUGGGAAAUUUUCUUUUAUGUUCUUAGAAACUGUUUGUGACUAAUUCAUUCCUAAUCACAUCCCAUCAUAUUAUUUUGUUCCUCAAUUUGUUCUUGUUACAACCUCUUAUCCUGUUUUUUUUUUUUUUUUUCUUUACAUUUUUGUUUCAGUUACAUGCUCCACAUCCUUAGCAUACCCAAGGUCUUGUAUGAUAGGGUCCUUUUUGCAGCUCCCAUCAGCUUAAGAUUGUUGUUGUUGUUGUUGUUUUUUUUUUUAUGGUUUAAACUUUUA
Molecule: messenger RNA, 1023 nt
Organism: Ananas comosus (pineapple)
Lineage: Eukaryota; Viridiplantae; Streptophyta; Magnoliopsida; Poales; Bromeliaceae
Exons: 2
Coding region: 1-792 (263 amino acids)
Source: RefSeq, a predicted model, not a curated record